AUGCCCCUGGAAGACUUCGAAUCACGUUCAUUUGGCAGAAAAUCAUUAGACAUGAUGGACACGUCAGAUCUGGAACCAGAUGUCAAUGACGGUCAUUUUGAAAAUAUACCACGUCUAAAACGAUUUCUCAGAAAAAAGCUGAUAAAGACACCUGACGAUACUGAUAUUCUGUCCCCGCAUCUUAAAACAAGCACAGAAGUUACCCGAGAGGCUCAAAGAGUACAUUUCAAUCUCUUCAAAGAUUUGCUACGUUGUUUCCGGUACCCCAUGUUGUUUGAUGUUGCUGUGUUCGAAAAUAAAGGAGAUCCAGCCAUUUCUUCGGGUGAAAUUUAUCUGUUACGAAGACUGGGUAUUGAUCUCAUUUACUACUGCAGUUUUAACUAUUGUCGCGAUAAAAACCGUCACUAUGCUAAGGACAUGAGUGCAAUCUAUUCCAAUAAAGAACUCGUUAUUCUCGUUCAUGGCGGCGGAAACAUCGUUGGAUAUGCACUGAACGAUGCACAUUUCGAGCAUUGCAAACAGUUUUAUUGUUGUAACAAGAAUUUAACAUUAGUUUUAAGGGACCGACAAUCACUUUCCAUGGCUCAAACGUAUUUCAACAAUGGAACAAAUCUAAUUAUGGCACCGGAUAUGGCAUUUCAGAUUGGACGAGUCAAACGAUAUAUGAGUCCCAUGGAUGAUAUAUUAUGGCUUAGACGAAAUAACAUAGAAACAUCAACCUAUAAAAUACCCAGGAUACCUGAAGGGGUAUCUGUUAAAGUUAAAGACUGGUGGGGUUUUCCAACGCCUAAGGGGAUAACCCUUUGGAAAAUGCCUUUCUAA
This is a messenger RNA of Lottia gigantea (owl limpet), 822 nucleotides long. RefSeq lists its product as hypothetical. NCBI's taxonomy places the organism in Eukaryota, Metazoa, Mollusca, Gastropoda, Lottiidae. The coding region runs from base 1 to 822 and encodes 273 amino acids. The transcript has a single exon. The record is from RefSeq and is a predicted model, not a curated record.